Molecule: messenger RNA, 4954 nt
Organism: Styela clava
Lineage: Eukaryota; Metazoa; Chordata; Ascidiacea; Stolidobranchia; Styelidae
Source: RefSeq, a predicted model, not a curated record
ACAACAGCGGGAAGCUCAUUGUAAAUGAGCGUUAGUAAACGAAAAACAGCUGUUACUGAUCACUGAAUUAAUUUCUUGCGUUACUGAGCGAGAUCCAUGGUAUAAUCUUAAGUUAUAGGAAUGGCUAGACAGCGAUGCAUAAUUAUUGUACUUGAGUUGUUCGUACAGCAGAUGUCAUUAUCGCUACAGACAAGGAAGAAGCGUAAAAUCCAUUAAAAUAUUCUCCGACGCGAUAUUGAUGCGCAUUUGAAAGGAUUAAAAUGACUCAGAAUAAUACAGUUACCAAUACAGUGGCCAAUAAUACAGUUUAUAAAAUGAGUCGCUAAACUACGCCUGAGAUGAGGUCGUGCAUUAAAGGCGAUAAGUAUGGAAACCGGACUCGUUGUGAAAAUUGCGCAAACUGGAAACUUGAUGUGAAACACUAUCAAAAUUGCCAGGUAUCGUUAAAUGAAAUCAGUUUAUGUCGUACAUUUUAUGUUAGAUGCAAGGCCGUUGAACCAGCCGGCGAGACGAGUUCGCGAGUAAUAAUGCCAGACAUUGCUUAAUGUUUUUUAUUUGUUCUAUGAAUUUAGGAGCCGAUAAUUGUCGGGUGCGCAGCAUAUGACAUUCAAUGUACGAUUCCUAUUAUCGCGAUUGGGCAUAUAUGAUUGUACAAAUUUAGAAAAAAACGUACCUUGUCACUCGUUUAACUAUAAGUUCGAUUGAUAUUUUGUUGACUGUCGCAAGCAAAGGGACUCGGAUUGGUAAAGCAUCAUUAGAAAUUUAAGUAGAUAUUGAACCUUGGGUGUCGCUGCUCGAUAACCAUUCUUGGUUUUCCACGGCAUUCCUUCCCCAGUAAAAUGUGUGUUUAAUUUUAUUUUUUGUCAAUUUCGUAUAAAUAUUAUUUACUGGGGGAAAAAAUAAACUUGAUUUGACUAUGCAUACUGCUUUACGUCCGGUAGUGUCUUGUAAUUAGAAUUUAGUAUUUGCGAACCACCGGGCUUUGAAUUUCUUUGCGAUGUAAUGAAUACUGUAUGUUGCAUAGUCAGUAGCAAACCAUUAGCGAGAGAACUAGUUGCGCGUACAAUUUAGCUUUUCCUAGAUUAAAAGGAUUUGUUAGUUUUUGAUAAUUGAUAAUUCAUUUUUUUGCAAAUAACUUGAAAAAAAAAAAACACAUGAAAUGAAUUGGAUUGUAAAAUCAAUAUAAAUAAUGUCGUUCGCAAUUUCUAUUCCCGCCAAUAGCCUUUAAUCGAUCCAUCGAAUUUUGUUGGACGCUGAGAAAGGGCGGUUGUUUGAAAACUGCAUCAGCGUUUUUGCGAUUUCACCUGUCACAGAGUUCUCUUUUCUUAGUUUUGCAGCCGAUUAUUUCUUUAAAUUUGGAGUUUUGACUUAAAAAUCUCUCUGCUGGAAUGAGUACCACGGAUGCCUGUGGAGGGGAAUAUGUGGAGUUGAUGGAUGUUUCAACUGAAAGGCGACAUGCAGUGCUGCCAGUUCGUUCAUUGCCUGCUAGAAGAUUGUCGUCUAGAUUGCAUGGCGGCUUGGUUGCUGGAAAGGAAAACGACCUGAAUCGUAGACCUUGUAGAGCGUCAUUGUAUCGAGAUAAAGUACAUAGAGUGAAACUAGACCCUCUGCAGCCACUAACAAACCCGUAUCGGAUGUCUAAACAUGACCAAAUGCCUGUCAGGGUAUUCCCCCUCCCAUCGCUGGCUGAAAAUGAAUCCACAGAACAGAAUUUUACUGAAAAGAAUGAAACUAAAAUAAAAUGGGCUGAUUGCUUGACGACAAAGAACCGUGCAAUCAGUUAUGAUGAUUUACUGAUGACAUCAUCACAUCGUUACAUCACAAGGAGUUCAAUGAAGCAUAUUAAAGCCCAGACUACUAAUUUAGAUGAAAGUAACUUUUCUCUCUCAAGCAAUGAGGAGAAAACACCUGAGUUAUCACAAACUUUGACUCGAAAUAAACUCAGAUCGAGUAAAACACGGCGAUAUAAACAACGAUUUAAUUUUGGAAUUUUCACAAAAAAUUCUCGGAAUAAAAGUAGAAGCGAAUUCAUGCUGAAUGAGACUGAAAAACUUAAAGGAUAUGAAUAUUCGAGAAGGACAAAAGCUGAGAAAACCAAUUGUAUGAAUAAUGAAGUUGCGAAAGCUACAUCUCCAGUUAAAGGAAAUCUGAAAAGGCAGAGAAGAUUGUCAAGUAUUCGGAAGUUACAUCGAAAAUUUACAAAGGAUGAGAAAAAGUCGGUUGAAAGUCUAGAAGUUUGCAGUAAACCGUCGCCUUGCAAAAGAACAAGCGAAGUUAUUUGCAACAAAAUGUGCGAAGAUUUAGAAAACAACAACAACCAAACGAUGUCUCUUCGUGAUGUUCUUAAAAAUAAAGAUCUUUGUGAAGAAUUCCGUCUGUUCCUGUCCAAUGAACACAGCGAUGAAAAUCUUGACUUUUGGAUCAUUUGUGAGAAGUACCGAACCGUGACUGCCACACUUGACCGAUCAAAUCUUGCCGAUAUAAUUUUUCGACAAUUCUUAGGAAGUGGAGCUCCUCGAGAGGUAAACCUCGAUGCCAAGACCCAGACUUUGCUGGAUUCGAACCUCCGGCACCUGGAUCAAAAAUCAUUUAUACCGGCUCAGGAUUGCAUUUAUAAAUUGAUGGAGGAAGAUUCCUUCAGGAGGUUUUGUUGGACAAAAAACCCUAAAAGAACGAAAAGAUGAAAACCUGUUGCCAGAUAUUCCCAUUGGUGGGAUGGAUUGGUUAAGUUCAAGUCCAUGGCAAUGAGGUGGUGUUCGACCAUGGCCUAUAUGUAAUCAGGCCGGCUUGCAAGCUCCCUCCCCCCCCCACUCGACAAAUGGGACUGGACAUGUCUAUAUAUAAUUAGGCCAGCUUUCCUCUCCCCCUCAACAAAUGUGACUGGACAUGUCUAUAUAUAAUUAGGCCGGCUUGCCAACUUUCCUCUCCCACUGGACAAAUAUGGAAAGUUCAAUCUAAAUAGAUGAGCAUUGCCAGAGCAAUUUGAAAAUUUGUUCAAAACACAAAUCAAAUUGAAGUGAAUGUUCCAUGUCUAUGUAUUUGUUUGCUCUGAGCAAGGGUUCGAGCAAGCAAUCAUUGUGAUCUGAACUUGUUUUGCAUUAAAUUCUUAUGAACUGAAAGGAAAAUGACUCGUAUAAGUAGUUUUCCUUCUAUCACUGUAAAUUUGUCACUUGCCAAGUUUUUCAUGGCAUUUCAGCACAAUUCCUUCAAACAAGGCACUUGAUUUGGCGCUCUAGAAGUAUGUGUACCAAUAUGGAGGUAACUAAUUUUGUUUGCCUAUAUUACAUCAAGUUGUGUAAAGGGACUGAAACCUAUGGGUAGGGGGUAUAUUCACUUGGCUAACACAGACAGUCCCCGAACUCGUAAUAGAACUAGAAUGAGGAAAACUGAAUAAAAUUAUGGCCUAACCCUAACCUGGUACACAGACUACGGGAGUACUCGUGACUGAUACUUGGAAGGUACAAGCUCAACUUGAAUUAUCAUUUUGUAUCAAAAAGGGUUAAUCUGGGACAGGAGAAUUAAUCCUAAAUCAUAAUUUCAAAUAUUCUAUUCCUUUAAAUUCUUUUUUGGUGGUCCUGUAGUAUGCAUACCAGGUUAGGGUUCGUCCAUAUUUAUUCCGAUUUUCCUUAUUUUAGUUCUAUUACCAGUUCGGAUACUGUCUGUGUUAGCCAAGUGAAUAUACUCCCUGUCCAUAGGUUUCAGUCCCGUUUACACAACUUGAUGUAAAGUAAGCGAACAAAAUUAGUUACCUCCAUAUUGGUACACACACUUCUGGAGCGUGCAGUCAAGUGCCUUGUUUGAAGGAAUUGUGCUGAAAUGCCAUAAAAAAUUCGGCUUCUGGAGCGCCCAUGUUUUACCAACAUCCCACAAUAGUCUAUACACCGUUCAUGGCCUCUUUUCACCCCGAGCAAGGCUCUAGACAGCAGUGACUUAUAUGGAGCUACUGUUGAUGGAUUCUUUCCAGCGCAGGAUUGCUUGACCAAUUCACUAUAUCCUGGGUGAAGUGGCAUGGUGUGAUAACCCACUUGAUAAUCCAAACAUGCUGAUGGGUCAAGGUAUAAUCCCAAGAUUUUCAAACUGACACUAAAAAUUCAGAACUGAAGCUCUAACCCAGGGGUGGGCAACAUACGGCCCCGGCCCGCAACGAGACUUUGACCGGCCCGCUGACUGUACAUUACAUUAUUACACUAUUAGUACAUUAUGAUAAAUUCAUUAUGUGUUUUUGGUCUCUAUUUUUUGUACAGUUUAAACUUUACUUUAAACCCGAUUCAUAACUUUCUUUAUUGCAUUAGCGGAUAAAUAUGUGAUUAAGAUAUUGAAUACUAUUCAUUUUAUAAUCCGGCCCACCGAGGACUUCAUUUUCCCACACCCGGCCCGCCGACCAGAGAAGUUGCCCACCCCUGAGCCCUUGUACCCCCAAAAUGCCAACUAGCGCUGUUUAUAACCUGCUCAACCAUGACUGAAUUUCAAAUGCUGUGAUUGCACUAUUAUUUUUUUUUUCUCUGACGAUAUUUUCUUUGUUUGUCACCAAUUUGCACAUUUCUGAUUAUUAGAGGCAAAUUUAUAUACAAGUCUUUCUUAUAUGUCUGUGUAUUACUGCUUGUGCAUGGGUGGCUACUUGUAGCUUUUGUAAGUGUUGUCCUACAGAUUUCACUCUAAGCCUGCCUGAUCCAUUUGACCAAAUUCUGACUCAAACACCGACUUGAUAACAAUCAAUAUAACCUGACAUGGACAAACUAUGACUCCCGAGCCAAAUCCGGUCCAUUGUGUAAUUCAAUCUGACCCGCCUGAUGCUGCUACAACCAAAGUAAAGCCAAAUUUUGAUAUUUUAGCUAAAAAAUAACCAAAGGAAUUUGGUUAGGAUUAAAUAUAGUUUUGUUGUGAGGCUUAAUGUUUCAAUUUUUUCUGUUGUAUCAUUGUGAAUAUUGUUCAUAAAAUGUAACUUUUUAGGUCA